This is a messenger RNA of Cuscuta europaea, 2325 nucleotides long. NCBI's taxonomy places the organism in Eukaryota, Viridiplantae, Streptophyta, Magnoliopsida, Solanales, Convolvulaceae. The record is from the annotation of a GenBank genome assembly.
GGCUAAUGUGUGGCAAUAAAAUCUUCUCUCUUACUUAUGUUAGUUAAGUUGUUAAACUAGCAGUUAAGGAUUUCUGGGAAAAUCGUUCCCAGCUCUUUUGCGAUGAAGAACAGUGCAAUCAAGGAUUUCUGGGGUUUUUGAUGUUGUUAUUUGUGUUGAUAUCUUCUCAUGAUUCAUCACUGUAACUAUUCGUACCUCUGUCUGAUACUGGAUUGUGAUUUUAAGGCCUGAUUCGAAGGAAGAAGUCGCAGUUCACUGUUCACUCGCGUUUCCGACCUGCGAACUGGGAAGGUACCGUGAACUCUGUUUUUCGUUUCGAUCUUUGCUCUAAGGUCACUGGGUGUGUCUUGCUUCUGAGGGGGUGAGGUUUCGCCAUCUCUUGGUGAAGCUCGCUGCUCUUGGUGAAGCUCACAGGUCUGCCUGCGACAUUUCCGUACGGCUGGGCGUUUUUGUGCAAAAGACUUCAAAUGGUGAGGAAGAAACAGGGGGUAUUGAGGGCUCUAUUGCUAGGAAUACCAGGUCUGCAAAGUUUGGUAUCCUAGAAGGAAGGGAUGAGGAGUUCCCUGCCCUCAAGGCUGGAACGUCCCAAAAACCUGCGUCUGCUCAGACUGCUGGUGCUGACCCGACCGGGGGUGACUUGCACCCGACCGGGCCCCUGGGACAGAAUGCUACUUUGAGCUCUGCAGAAGUCCAGACAGCUGAAAAUGGUGAGAUUAUCCCUCCUGUUGGACAGAGCACCAAAAAAUGGACAGAAUUGCUUCGUGAUAACCGUGCUCCCUCCAAAGGUAUAAAAUUAAAAUACGUACCUUCGGUAGAUGAUUGUGUUGAUAUUUCAAAUUUUGUAUUACCUUCGAUGGUCUCUUUGUGGGGGUAUUGCCUUGUUGGAUGUUUUACAGGAAGGUUUCCCGGGCUAAAAGCGAUAUAUGGGUUAGUGAAACGUUGGGGUGUACAUUGUACGAUGAAAUCCCAUGACAAAGGAUGGGUGAUUUUUAAAUUUCAAAACGAGCAAGACCGUACUAAGGUUUUCACCGAGGGUCCCUAUAAUCUCUAUGGAAGACUUCUUAUUUUGAAGAUGCUUUCCGAUGAUUUCACUUUUGACGAUGAGCCAUUCCUAAAGGUGCCUAUUUGGGUUAAGUUUCCCAAUCUACCACUGAAUUUGUGGAAUGAAGAGGCAAUGAGCAAGAUUACAUCGAAGGUGGGUGUUCCUAUCACCACGGACAAGGUCACACAAGAAUUGACAAACUACCACUUUGCAAGGGUUCUCAUUGAGGUGGACAUUACCAAGGCGCCUUGCCUCUCCUUUCCGAUUCGUUUGCCUUCGGGGAAAAUCUUUAAACAAUUGGUGGUGUAUGAGACUUUUCCUAAUUUUUGUUUUCAUUGCAAAUCAUAUGGUCACCACCCCUUUAUUUGCAAGCAAUUGGGAUGGAAAAAGAUUGAAAAAGAGGUGAUGAAGGAUGGUGGGAAAAAGAGUGAGGAAAACAUUGAGGCUGCUUCCCUUGAGAUGGUGCACCACAAAGCCAAACCGAAGGGGAAGGCUGUGGACAAAGCGCAGCCUGAAGCUACUGCCCAGGGGGCAAACCCGACCGGGCCUGCCUCUAACCCGACCGGGUCCCUGGGACAGAUCGCAACCCAGGUUUCUAAUGUUGCUACGCAGACUGCCGGCAAUGUCUGGAAGCCCAUUUCAGACCCGAAAGAAAUCCAAAAGCCUGCUGGGACCACAGAAGAGGACGCCGAGGGGAUUGUGGAAGAUAUUGAGAGAAUAGUGACGGAGGAGAAGGACCUACAUCAGUAUGACAUUGUCAUUAAAUGUGAGGUAAUAAAGGAUAAGCUCAAGUUGAUUGUUAAACCUUUUAGGUUCGUGCAAACAAGUGUGAUAAGAGUUGAUACUUCGUUCCGACUUACGGAUGAUCUGGAUAACAAAGGCCUUACUUUUACCGCUAAAUGUUUUGAGGAUUUACUGGGAGUGACUAAAAAGAAAGGCGAGGUUUGCUUUGACCCAAAGUUUACCACCCCUUUCCGCAAGUUCUUUGGAGUUUAGAUUAGGGAUACCUAAUUUUGUGGAGGUAGUUUGACCUGUUUUGUUCUUAACUAAUGGUUAGGUUCAAAUUCUGAUAUUGUUUGAGCAUUUGCUUAAGAUUUGUGGUAUUCCAUAUACCGGGAUAUGCACUUUUGGUUGUACACAUUGACUUGUUAUUUUCUUUGGGUGUUAAUAUAUAUUUACAUUUCAUCCAAAAAAAUGUCAAGUUCGAGUGGAUUUCUUGGCAAUUUGCCGGUUCUUGAUGCGAAGAACUUGGAUAAGUGAUGCAUUCAAAAUUUCAAAUGAAG